AGCUUAUCCUUAGCAACAUCAACGUCAGUGAAGUGAACGUCAGCUGUGCUACGACUGCGUAUAUUGUUAUUGUUUUCUUUUACCAAAGUACGAUAAAUUAUUAUAAAAAUGAAAAAUUUUCCCGUGUUUGUGUUCCCUAUUUCUCUAGAAUUUUAUUUGAACGCCAGACAUACACAUAAACAAUUGCUCACAGUUUAUAAUCCAUACGAUUUCUCUGUGAAUUUUAAAGUAUUAUGUACAUCGCCAAACAAAUUUACCGUCAUCGAUCCAGAAGGAGUGAUAGCCCCUCAAAGUUGUAUAGACAUUGUUGUGCGAUAUACACAGCCAUCGGCCUCCCACUGCGAUGCUGUUGAAAAAUUCAGAAUAACAAUGUACGACAGAAACACUCAACAGGCAUUGGGAAAAAGGGAUAUUCCUACAAAAUUAAUGGAAGGUGAACCAUCAAGCACAAACCAAGAGAGUUUUGGUGAAAAUUUCCAUCCUCUUGUAUCCAGAGCUGCUUCUAUAAGGGCCACGGAAGACCACAGUCGAGUAGCCUGUGCCCAUCCUACACACCUUAGAGAUCAUCAACCAGUGAAUAUAGUGGCAGUAGCAGUAAGCGUAUGCUGCAUAGUCGCAUUAUUAUUACCAACACAACCAGAACAGGUUGUAAAAUCCCAAUGGCCUGAAUGGCUUCACAUCGGUUCAAAUUUGAAAUUAGUGUUCUCAUUUGUGCUAGGGUUAGUUAGCAUGCUUGUGUUAAGACCUUAAUUUUUAUUAAGACAUAACAAAUAUCUGCUGUAAAUUUUUGCUGUGCAUGUUACCCUUUACUAUAUCCAAAUGGAUAAAAAAUAUAUACUAUUAAAUCUCAAUAUGCAAAUAUUCUGUAUACAUAAUAAUGAAACAGGGUUUUGAACCACAUUAGAAGGCUGCUAUCUGUAAAUAAAGCUCUCAUACAUUUACUUCUAUGUACAUAAGUAUUAUUUUAUUUUUUAUUGUUUUAAAAACGAUUGAACACAUCUGUAUGUUUUUUACAAGUAAGGAAAUUUGGCAUUUAAUUUUUAUUAUUAUGUGGUGAUUUUGAUGAAUAUAAUGAUUGUUUUUAAGGUGCUUCUGCAGCUGGAAUGGUGUGAUAUAUUAUUUAUAAUGAUAAUUUUAAUUGUGUAGUUUAAUGGUCAUCUUAGAUGAACACUUACAAUAAGAAUGGACUUGCAUCACCAACACUUGCAAUAUAUACAUAUGUUUUUUUUUAUUAUAUUGGCUUGAUAAAACUGCGUCACUUGAAUCCGAGUGAAAUAUAGUAAAUAAUUAGUAUUUGUUUUCAACUAUAACGCUAAAAGUAGUUUAAAAUACAAAUUGUUGUAUAAAUUAAGUGCUGCCAGUCAAAAUGCUUGUUUAUUAUAAUAUUUAAGAGUAAAUUCUUUGUAAUUGGGGUCCAUGGGUCCAUGUGCUGUGAGAAAAUGUUCAUGCCAAAUAUACAUAAAUAAAACAACCACAAAUA
Manduca sexta (tobacco hornworm) is the source of this 1480-nucleotide messenger RNA. Its product is annotated as motile sperm domain-containing protein 1. Gene Ontology annotation, cellular component: cytoplasm. NCBI's taxonomy places the organism in Eukaryota, Metazoa, Arthropoda, Insecta, Lepidoptera, Sphingidae. The coding region runs from base 109 to 750 and encodes 213 amino acids. The transcript has 4 exons. The record is from RefSeq and is a predicted model, not a curated record.